CCUCUUCUCAAACCAAACUGAGUAAUGGCUUCUUCCUCAACAAUGUUCCACGCCUCUUUCGUCAUUGCACUCCUUUCUAUAGCUAGCGCAAAUGCGCAGCUCUCCACGACCUUCUACUCUUAUUCAUGCCCGAAUCUCUUUUCGACGGUGAAGUCAGUGGUCGAAUCUGCUGUCUCCCAGGACAAGCGCAUGGGCGCGUCUCUGCUUCGCCUCUUCUUUCAUGAUUGCUUUGUUAAUGGUUGCGAUGGAUCAUUGCUUUUAGAUGACACGAGCAGCUUCACAGGGGAGAAGACAGCGACUCCGAACAAGAACUCUGUUAGAGGAUUCGACGUGGUGGAUAGAAUAAAGUGUGCAGUGGAGAAGGCAUGUCCUAAUGUCGUCUCCUGCGCUGACAUCUUAGCGAUCACCGCAAGAGACGCUGUAGUAAUUUAUGGAGGGCCGUAUUGGGAGGUGAAGCUGGGGAGAAGGGAUUCGAGGACGGCGAGCCUUUCGGGAGCCAACGGCAGCAUCCCUCCUGCAACCUCCAACCUCAGCACCCUCAUCUCCAAGUUCUCGGCGAAGGGCCUUUCGACUCAAGAGAUGGUGGCGCUCGUAGGGGCUCACACCGUCGGCCAAGCUCGAUGCACCUCCUUCAGGGAUCACAUCUACGACGACGCUAACAUCGACGGCUCCCUGGCCACCGCGAGGAGGUCCGAUUGUCCGAGGACGCAGGGAUCCGGCGACGACAACUUGGCGCCUCUCGACCUCCAAACUCCCACCACCUUCGACAACUAUUACUUCGGCAAUCUUGUUUCCCGGAAAGGCCUGCUUCACUCCGAUCAGCAGAUGUUCAGCGGCGCCGGAUCAACCGAUUCGCUGGUGAGGACUUACAGUUACGAUCCGAGCAAGUUCGCCGCCGACUUCGCGGCGGCGAUGACCAAGAUGGGGGACAUCAGCCCGCUCACUGGAUAUCAGGGGGAGAUCCGCAAGAACUGCAGGAAAAUCAACUAGUGUGUAACGAUGAUGUGUGAGAGAUUACUAUGCGUGCUAAAAUGUACUUCGAAUGGUUUGAAUGUCGCCGUGGGUUUUUAUAUGUAAACUAAUAAGUCAAAGUUUUAUAUAUCUUGAUAAACUAUAAAGUCAGAGAGUUUUCUUUCA
Zingiber officinale is the source of this 1137-nucleotide messenger RNA. Its product is annotated as peroxidase 4-like. NCBI's taxonomy places the organism in Eukaryota, Viridiplantae, Streptophyta, Magnoliopsida, Zingiberales, Zingiberaceae. Gene Ontology annotation, molecular function: peroxidase activity; heme binding. Gene Ontology annotation, biological process: response to oxidative stress; hydrogen peroxide catabolic process. The record is from RefSeq and is a predicted model, not a curated record. The transcript is spliced from 3 exons. Bases 25 to 990 code for a protein of 321 amino acids.